Messenger RNA from Bicyclus anynana (squinting bush brown), 4027 nucleotides. RefSeq names its product procollagen-lysine,2-oxoglutarate 5-dioxygenase (gene Plod). Gene Ontology annotation, molecular function: procollagen-lysine 5-dioxygenase activity; iron ion binding; L-ascorbic acid binding. Lineage: Eukaryota; Metazoa; Arthropoda; Insecta; Lepidoptera; Nymphalidae. The transcript is spliced from 13 exons. Gene Ontology annotation, biological process: peptidyl-lysine hydroxylation. Gene Ontology annotation, cellular component: endoplasmic reticulum. The coding region runs from base 291 to 2474 and encodes 727 amino acids. The record is from RefSeq and is a predicted model, not a curated record.
UAAACUAUAAUGAUUAUGAUUUAGGUAUAUUUUAUCAUUUUAUCUUAGUUUGUGUCGGUGGUUGUUACUUGUUGUAGACGGUAGUGUUGCGGUGCGGCCGCGUAGGAAACAAUUAUAACUUAUCUGAUUGGUGCCCUAGAAUUGAAAGCUUAUCGCCAUAGUUUCGGAAGCUGCACGGUAUAUAACGUUGUAUCCGAUGCCGGUGCUGUUUCAGUCAACACAAUUUUUAUGAGUAUAUAAAGUGAUUCUCUCGUCGACCAUUGAACCUGGAUGGUGAUAAAUACAAAAACAUGAGUGCCUUUCUUUAUUUCAUAGGUCUAUUUUUAUUAUUUGCAAUAAACACUGAGGCAAAUUCCAGCAAUCCAGCUGUGAAGAUCUUCACAGUGGCUACAGAAGAGACCCAUGGCUUGCAAAGGUUCCUGCGCUCAGCUAAAUUGCAUGGCAUCGAUGUUGAAGUACUGGGCAUGGGACAGAAGUGGUCUGGAGGUGAUAUGAACCACCCAGGUGGCGGUCAGAAAGUCAGGCUGCUGAAGCAGAAACUUUUCUCCUUGCAGAAAUUACCUGACAGAGAUCAAAUCAUCAUAUUCACUGACAGCUAUGACGUAAUGUACUUGGCGGGACUGAACGUAAUUGUGGACAAAUUCAAAAGUAUGGACGCACGAGUACUGUUCGCAGCGGAACCUUUCUGCUGGCCUGAUGCGAGUCUGGCCAAGAAGUAUCCGAACACUACUGUUAUGAAUCCAUAUCUGAACUCUGGAGGAAUUAUAGGUUAUUUGACUGAACUAAAGAAAGUGUUGAACUACAAAGAGAUACGCAACCGGGACGAUGACCAGCUGUUUUACACUGAAGCAUUUUUGAACGAGGACCUGAGACUUACCUACCGGCUCGCUCUCGACCACAAGUCGCAGAUAUUUCAAAAUCUCAACGGUGCCUUGUCUGAUGUGCAACUUAUAACAAAUUCUACAACGGAAAGUCCAUAUUUGCUAAAUGUUGUGACCAAUGAACGCCCUUUAAUCGUCCAUGGCAAUGGACCAUCAAAAAUUACUUUGAACCAUUUUUCAAACUAUUUGAACAAUGCUUGGUCGGUUAAAGACGGUUGCGUGCUGUGCCAGGAAAAAAAGAUCGAAUUGAACGAUGAUGAAUUGCCGACUGUUAUGCUAGCGGUAUUCAUAGAACAGACAACUCCCUUUAUGGAGGAAUUCUUGCAGCAACUCUUGGACAUAGACUAUCCUAAAAAGAAGUUACAUCUGUAUUUACAUAACAAUGUGGAAUAUCAUGAGACCCAAGUUGCCAAGUUCUUCAGUGCAUAUUCCAGGGAUUAUCUCAGCGCCAAGAGUAUUAAACCAACAGAUUUCAUCUCAGAAGGUGAAGCCAGGAAUAUUGCAAAGGGGCGAUGCACCAAUAGCGAAUGCGACUACCUAUUUUCAGUGGAUAGCUUAUCACGACUACAACCAACGACUCUUCGCUAUUUACUGUCGACUGGUUACGAUGUGGUUGCGCCCUUGUUGGUCCGUACUGGUCAGUCUUGGUCCAAUUUUUGGGGGGCCAUCAACUCAGCUGGGUAUUACGCUCGCUCUGCGGACUAUAUAGACAUUGUCUAUAGGAAUAUUGUGGGCAUCUGGAAUGUGCCAUUCAUUACCAACUGUUACCUGAUGAAAAUGGCCCUGUUUCGUAAGGAAUCAGCAAAGGCUGUUUCUUACAUAAAAGAUGAUCUCGACGCAGACAUGGCUUUCUGUGCAUAUUUACGUGACCAAGGAAUAAUGAUGCACGUAAGCAAUGAGCAGGAGUUAGGACAUCUUGUGAACCCCGAAAGCUUUGACAUAAGUCGCAAACACCCAGACAUAUACCAAGUUAUCGACAACAAGCUAGACUGGGAGCGUCGUUAUAUACACGACCAAUAUUAUGACAACUUUGCUGAAGGGCGCAAUCACUCGAUGCCUUGCCCUGACGUGUAUUGGUUCCCUAUGACUACUCUUCGAUUUUGUCGCGAAUGGAUUGAAGUUAUGGAAGCAUAUGGACAAUGGAGUGACGGCAGUAAUCAGGAUAGGCGACUCGAUAGCGGCUAUGAAGCUGUACCGACGCGGGAUAUUCACAUGAACCAAGUUGGUUUGGAGAAACAAUGGCUUUAUAUACUGAAGACUUACGUGCGCCCUCUACAGGAGCAAGUGUUCACCGGCUACUAUCACAACCCGCCGGUUUCGCUCAUGAACUUCGUCGUACGCUACCGCCCAGACGAGCAGCCAUCUCUGCGGCCGCAUCACGACUCAUCCACUUACACCAUAAACCUUGCUUUGAAUACUCCAAAAAUUGAUUACGAAGGCGGUGGAUGUCAUUUCCUUCGCUACAACUGCUCCGUAAGGGACACCAAGCCCGGUUGGCUGCUCAUGCAUCCCGGCCGCUUGACACACUUCCACGAAGGCCUACGUGUCACCAGCGGUACGCGAUACAUAAUGAUCUCCUUCGUAGAUCCAUAGACGUUUCAAAUAUUCACGUUUAGCCCUCAUUCGCACGAGAGAUUUUUUUCCAACCUUUAAGUAUGGACGUCAUUUUUUUUAAUACUACUGUGGACGUGGAGUCUCACAGGUUCCUAUAUGCAGACAUUUUUUUUUCGAGAAAACUGAUAUAAGAACGCUUUAAAACGGAUUGAAUAUUAAAGUUAUGGGGUGUAGCAAUAAAAUAACUUAUAAAAUCAACGUUUACUUCAAAAAAUAUAGAAUUUUUUAAAAUCAAAAAUUAUGGUACUUUUUAGAACUUAUUUCUAUAACAAAAUGAGUCCUUUUUCUCAAAAUAUAAUAAAUCAGUAUCCAAAAACGUAAAACACCUAUUUCUGGUAGCAAAUAUUAAUUUUGACAACAGUAUGUUAACGUAAAUUUACUGGCAGUCUUACCAACCUUAGGUAGUUUUACAGCUAAAACUAAAGCUACUGAGUCGCUCAAUCGCGGGAAGUGGAGAGAAUUAGGUAAACGAAGAAAACGAAAAUAUUGAGUAGCCUGUGGGACUCCACGUCCAUGCUUAAAUUAAAAAAAAAGCGUUCAAAUACAACAAAUGCAUUCCAAAGUAUAUGUUCACACGACAGCGUUUUUGAAACGCAACGCUUUUUUUCGAGCAGUGUUGCAUUUUAAAUUUUUGGGAAUAGACCUUCGUUUAACUUCAUAUUUGAAUGCUUUUUUAACGUUCUUUAAAAAAAAUCUCGUUCGAAUGAGGGCUCCAGCUAUAUGCGCGUAUAGGUCCGGGCAAGUAACUUGAACCUAAUUUAGUCGUCUUAUUAUAAAAGAAGUGUUAAACGCAUGCUUGCCAUGCCCAGAAAAUGACUAAAAUCUUUGAAAUUGUUCAAAUAACAGGGCCGUGCUAUAAUAAAAUAAGAUAAACAUACACUGACCUUUUGUUGUAAGGAUUACAACAAAAGGUUACAUGACUUUUGGGAUUACAACUACUUACUCGUUAACACCUAAAAUUGAGUUACUGAUCAUGGUUCAACUUAUAGGCCGUGUCCUAUAAAACUGAGUAAAAUUGUAAUAAUAUUGUUAGUAUGUCACUUAGUAAAUAUGCAAAAUGAACGGUUCCGGUUUGCUGUUUCCUAAAAUUAAAAAAAAAAACACCAUAAAAACUAUCGUCGUUAGAAGAAUUCUAAAAAAAGAAGCCAAAUCGGUUCUGCCGUUUUCGAGAUUUGCGCUUAACAACACAUUUUAUACAUUAAUUUUUAUAUUAUAAGAUAGAUUGUCUAAUUAAUGUAUUUUUUUUACUCAUAUAACAAAUUGCCUUAUUUUAAGAAUUAUGUCGUGAAGCUUGAGUUAUCUUUGUGAUAAAUCUUAUUUCAUCGGCAGCAAUUGCAUUUUUUUAGUUUUAAGAUUAUUACAUUAUAUUCAUGUUGCACAAACGUAAGGAUAUUUACAUAUUGCAUUUUUAACGUCUGAUUGAUCUGAAUUUACAAUGUUUGUAAUUAAAUAAGCUCUCUUAAUUAUAUAUUAACCAAAGAAGUUUUAAUAUUUUACCAAUUAACAAUAUUAAAAUAAAGUAGUCAGAGUAA